GUGCUUCAUUGUGGAUAUACCGGUUUCGCAGUUAUUUUGGAUGGUAUGGAUAAAAACAGUACUUAUUUGGAGAUCACAUGGCCAUCAAAAUUUUGGGAUCAGAUAAUAAUAGCCUUCUCAGUGUCCAUGGUGAUUGGACUGGUGAUCGGAGGGAUAAUCUGGGCUUUGUUUACAUGCCUGUCCCGUCGCAGAGCCAGUGCCCACAUUUCGCAGUGGAGCUCAUCGACUUCUAGCCACCGUUCCAGACCUUCUCCUCAGAGCCAUGCUGCCAACAGGACUGGAUUCUACCGCAACAGCAACUGCGAACGUCGCAGCAAUCUCAGCUUGGCCAGCCUCACCUUCCAGCGGCAAGCUUCCCUGGAGCAAGCCAACUCCUUCCCAAGAAAGUCAAGUUUCCGAGCUUCCACUUUCCACCCCUUUUUGCAAUGCCCUCCACUCCCUGUGGAAACUAACAGUCAGCUGAUUACUCUGACUCCCACUAGCACCACCACUACCCUUGUGGGGAACAACACCAACAGCUUAACUCGUCCUGAAUUCCACUGGUCCAACAACAGCCUCCGCAUCUGUCAUUCAACACAAACACCGCCUCCUGCUUAUGAGACCAUCAUUAAAGCUUUUCCAGAUUCCUGAACUAGAGACUUCCUUUAUUUUGUUUAGGGGGGGGGGGGCUCUCCAUCUUCUGAAGCACAUUUUCUGUAUGCUUAAAAGGCCUCUGGGAAGCUCCCAGUAGCUGUGGCAUGUCACAGGCAAGCAGAAAGGACAUGUGUAGAUGACACUGAUUUGCUAUGGCAAGGUGUGGUAUCCUAUAGCCACAAGAUUCCUACCACCCAACUUAACUGGUUUGCAGUGUAGUUCUGAAUUUAUAUUAUACCUUUAAUUUGUAAUCAUUGUAAGGCUUUUAAUUUAGAAGGCAGAAACUUCUGUAGUCUACAAUAUAUGCAACUUAAAUGAAGAAACAAGCCACAACAGGAAUCAUUUGUUGAUAAUCACUUAUUAAUUUCCUGAAAAGUUCACAUGUUCAUUUUGUUUAUGAGAAAACCUUGUUUUAUGCAUAUCUCUGGGCAUUUUAAAUUUUCAGCAGAUACUUUCCUUCAUUUUUUAGAUCCUGGGCCAUCUCUUUGCCUCCUAAACUACAGGGUGAGGAAUCCCUUGGCUGAAGUAAAGUGAUUUUAGCAUCAAAGGUCUUGUUGACAAUACCAAUUUUUGUCACCAAAAACUGUCUUUUGGCACACUUGGUCAUGCAGACAAGCUCACAGCAUUGUGGUAGGUACGAGGCCCCCUGUUCUGAUAUUUGUAGGUGAACUCUAAAUAACCUCAGGCCAGUCCCACUUACAACAAAUUCCCAACAAUAUGGCAAAAAAGAUGGAGUAUCCACAAUUUGAGCCAUGGGAGAGAUUUCUAACCAACUGAAAAAAGGAAUAACUCUAUAAAAGGACUUUAUCCUGCAAAUUAACAAGGAUCACUUUUUAUUACCCUAAAAGGUUACACAGAUAGUAGUCUUGGUCCCCAAGAUAAACAAUAUGAAUGCCAACUGUUUAUUUUUUUAAUUGAGCUUCCUGUUUCUCUCUGGGAAUACUCAUUUCCUUUCUUUAAAUUGUUUUUCAAUUUAUACUAAUGUUUCAUCCUUCCUGCUGCGUAAUACAGUGAAACCUGCAUUUUGCUAAAUGAAAAAAAUUUAGAUGUCUAGGGUAAAACCCUGGCCUAUCCAAAUUCAUUGUCAAAACUCCAGGAUUUAAACCCAUCAAUCUACAACUGCUUUAGAGAAUGAAGAUGCUUAGGACAGAUUAAUGCCUGUUUUUGACUGUCAGACCUGUAGGAAUAUUAUAACAAACAUGCUGGGUCACUGAUUUAGCAGUAACUGCUAAACCACAUGUGAGAUGUCCAGACAUAUGAGCACAGAGGCAUGGAGCCUUAUCUAACUCUUUUUGACUACAAUAGAAGUUGGAGAGCCCCAGAGAGUACUAUCUGCUGUGCAACACUACCAUUUCCUGGCUUAUUAAUAACUCUUUGGCUCUUAUAGAAGGUUAGGGGAAGAGGCAUUAGUUAUAAUGAGCCGAGUUCUACCAGGCCUGAUCUUGUGCAUCUACAGAAGACCUGCAAGCACAGAUUUAGUUAAUGGGAGCAGCUCUCAGGAGCAAACAAAGUGGAUAAUUUGAAUUUCUUCACUUUCAGCAGCAGCUGAGGGUAUCCAUUGUCUCUCAGUGCUUUUUGUGAAUAGACCCAAAGUAACUAUAAACAGCUUUUUAUCACCGCAGUCUCUAAGCCUUCUAUUUUCUCUUUGCAACCAUUACUACUAGUGCUAAAGGACCAAUCCAGGUUUCUAACUUUAAAGGGAAAUUCAUUUGAAUGUAUCAGACUGACUGACUUGUUCUUUUUAUCUGCAGUUUUUUUCAUUUUAAGAAGUUAAGUCUGAUUGCUAAAGAUGCACAUAGUCCAUAGAUUGCAUAAGCAUUUAAUUGCCGAAACUAUGGAUUACAGUAAACUAGGGACAUUUAUAUGUCUGAAAAUGCCAUCUGACUUCAGUGAUGGCAGGAUAUGGUCCUAAAAUAGUGAAUAGAGAUGUGUUCUCUACCCUUUCUCGUAAUACAGAAUUCAGGGUUUGCCCAAUUAAAUAAGUAGACAACAGGUUUAAUACAAACAAGAGAAAGUACUUUUUCACAAAACGUUCAGUUAGCUUAUGGAACUCAUUGUUAUGGAUGUUGUGAAGGCUAAAAGUAUUACUGAGUGCAGAAAAUAAUUAGAUAAGUCCAUGGACAAUAGGUCCAUCAAUGGCUGUUAGCAAAGAUGGUGAGGGAUGCAACAAUAUGCUUAGGCCCACCCUAAAGCUUUGACUGACAGAAGCUGCAAGGGGAAGAAAGUCCUCUGUUCUGCUACACUCCCUGAAGCUCUGAUACUGUCUACUGUUGGAGUCAAGAUACUUGGAUUGAUGGACCAUUGGUCUGCCCCAGUAUGGAUGCUCUAUGUUCUGAUGUAAAAUUAUAAUCUUUUAUAGGAGGAGGCUUCUAUGAUUGCAUUAGAUCUCUUAAUGAAUUCUAAAGGCAUGCAUGGUGUCUAAGCUCUCUCUUGCAGUUUAUAGAAUCAUAGAAUACUUGAUAAUGGAAGGGACCUUGAGAAGUCAUCAAGUCCAGUCCCCUGCACUCAUGGCCGGACCAUGAAUCAUCUAGAGCAUCCCUAACAAGUAUUUGUCUCACCUGCUCCUAAAAAUCUCCAAUGAUGGAGAUUACACAACCUCCCUAGGAAAUUUAUUUUAGUGCUUAACCAUCCUCACAAUUAGGAAGUUUUUCCUAAUGUC
Pelodiscus sinensis (Chinese soft-shelled turtle) is the source of this 3292-nucleotide messenger RNA. RefSeq names its product MYC target 1 (gene MYCT1). NCBI's taxonomy places the organism in Eukaryota, Metazoa, Chordata, Testudines, Trionychidae. The record is from RefSeq and is a predicted model, not a curated record. Gene Ontology annotation, cellular component: nucleoplasm.